AUGGCGAAGUUCAAUGACCUCGCCGUCGAGCUGCAGGAGGCCAUCUGGGAGCUCGUGCUCCCCCAAACACGCGGAGUACAUUGGAUAGAAGUAGACGGCAUCCCGCACGAGCCCGACUUUGUCCGGGACAGCAUCCGCAUGACACAAUGGCACAGAUUCGACCGAAUCCCUGAAACACAUGACGCCGUUUACUAUUCCCGGCAGAGACAUCCCAAGUUUUCGGAGCGCGCCAGGGCGAAAGCAGACGAGUCGGGCCCCUUCUUCCGGCAUCUGCUCACCACCGUGCCGGCCGUCUUUGGCCGCCCGGGGCCCGAUGAUGAUGAGGACGGCAGCAAGCAGCUGCCGUAUGACCGUGCCGAUGAGAUAGCCCAUACGCAUCGCUGCAGGCAACUAUCUACCUAUACUCAGAUCUCCACUCUCCUCUCGACCUGCCGGCUGUCACGGCUCGUCGCCCAGCAGCGCAUCCGGGACGACAGCAAUCACAGCUGGCCCCUCCACCGCAGCAUGGGCCCUCUCUACCGGCCGCGCCCGAUGGGGACCUGGGAGGCCCAGUACGGUCACGAAAAGGCCCCGGCCGUCACCAGCAGCCCCGAUGGCGCCGAGGUGCUCGCCCCUCGGAUCCACGCGCUCGACCUCGUCGUGCUCCGGCUCCACGACAGCCGGGGCCGCGCGACGCCGCUGCUGCGGCAGGCGGCCUGGCAGUACGGCGUCGAGACGCCGUGCCACGGCACGACGUUCGCGUGCUUCGACCGCGUGGGCAUCGAGUGGCACCCGUCGUGGGGCGGGCGCGGUGGCGAGCUGCUGCUGCGGCCCGAGAACGUCCAGGCGUUUGUCAGGGUGAUGCAGGUGGCGCACUUCCCUGCGUUCCUGUACUGGAUCGUCGACGGGGUGCCGCGGCCGGACUGGGGGCGCGACUACCCGGCUGUCGUGCGGGAUGUGUUCGAGGAGCGGAUGGCCCUGGAGAAGGGGCACGUCCUGGAGCAUCUGAGCAGGCACUGGGAGCAGAGCGAUCGCGAGAGGCAAGUGAUGCUGGCUGAUCACCACCUCGGCCAGGAGUUCGAGGCCAACGGGCGCCGCUACUACAUCGUUUUCGUUGCGUUCGGCAUGUUUACAAGGGACCUGCGUCGGCGGCUGCGGGCGGCCGGGCUGGACCACCGCGCGCCGUUCCCGGGGGGCGCGGACGUGUGGCCCGAGGCAUUGAGAAGGCCGGCACAAGUCGCAUAUGAUGUGAUGAGGGACAAGUCCUCGAACAUGGGCACGUAUCAGAGCACUUCAUAUAUCCUGAGCUGGGAGCCAAUCUGA
Diaporthe citri is the source of this 1302-nucleotide messenger RNA. RefSeq lists its product as uncharacterized. Bases 1 to 1302 code for a protein of 433 amino acids. The record is from RefSeq and is a predicted model, not a curated record. NCBI's taxonomy places the organism in Eukaryota, Fungi, Ascomycota, Sordariomycetes, Diaporthales, Diaporthaceae. The transcript has a single exon.